Molecule: messenger RNA, 336 nt
Organism: Stylonychia lemnae
Lineage: Eukaryota; Ciliophora; Spirotrichea; Sporadotrichida; Oxytrichidae
Source: the annotation of a GenBank genome assembly
AUGUAGCUUUAUCUGGCAUACUUUGCUAUAUCUUGUAUAAAAAAUGCCAUCAAGUUGUAUCACUUACAGAUUAAAAAGAUCAUUUGUAGACAUAUUCAUUAAAUCCAAUGGGCUGCUGAUAUUCUUGCUUUUGUUACAAUGAUUGUUUUACAUUGCUACAGGUUAUCUCAUUCAGGCAAAGUAUGCUCUGGUACAUUCAGACUCAGCAAUGAUAACUCUGAACAUUAUCUUACUAAUAGAGGUCUAUUACUUUUAGCCCAUAUUGUUAUGAUAUGGCUUGUAUUAAUUGCCUAAUUUAUAGUAGUUUUUACUUACAGAGUAAUACUCAGACCUUGA